Molecule: messenger RNA, 2820 nt
Organism: Microtus oregoni (creeping vole)
Lineage: Eukaryota; Metazoa; Chordata; Mammalia; Rodentia; Cricetidae
Gene: Nipal4
Product: NIPA like domain containing 4
Exons: 6
Coding region: 1-1221 (406 amino acids)
Biological process (GO): magnesium ion transport
Cellular component (GO): membrane
Molecular function (GO): magnesium ion transmembrane transporter activity
Source: RefSeq, a predicted model, not a curated record
AUGGAGUUGCGGGUCGCCAACGCCAACGGCAGCUGCGAGAACGGUUCCAUAGUCAGUCUCUACUGCUCUUCCCAAGAGGUCCUCUGUCAGAUCGUCAGAGGCAUCAGCCCUGAAGAACCCAACAAUGCCACCGUAAUCACCUGGCAGGAGAGGGUCAGGAAGAGGUAUGGCUUCUACAUCGGCGUGGGCCUCGCCUUCCUCUCCUGCCUGCUCAUCGGUGGCAGCGUCAUCCUUAAGAAGAAAGGACUCAUCCGACUUGUGGCCACGGGGGCCACCAGGGCAGUGAAUGGUGGUUAUGGCUACCUGAAGGACCCGAUGUGGUGGGCUGGAUUUGCUACCAUGUCUGCUGGAGAAGUUGCCAACUUUGGCGCCUACGCGUUUGCACCGGCUACAGUUGUCACGCCGCUGGGAGCACUGAGCGUCCUCAUCAGUGCCAUCUUCUCCUCCUAUUGCCUGGGGGAGAGCCUGAAUCUACUGGGGAAGCUGGGCUGUGUGAUCUGCAUGGCUGGCAGCACAGUGAUGGUCAUACAUGCCCCCAAGGAGGAGAAGGUCUCGACUGUUGUGGAGAUGGCUUCCAAGAUGAAAGACACAGGGUUCAUCAUAUUUGCCGUCCUUCUGGUGGUGUCCUGCCUUAUCCUUAUCUUCAUUGUCGCGCCGCGUUAUGGGCAAAGGAAUAUCCUCAUCUACAUUAUCAUCUGCUCUGUGAUCGGAUCCUUCUCCGUGACUGCAGUCAAGGGUCUGGGCGUCACCAUUAGGAACUUCUUCCAGGGCUUACCUGUGGUGCGGCAUCCCCUGCCCUACAUCCUGUCCCUCAUCCUGGGGCUGUCCAUCAUCAUUCAGGUCAACUUCCUCAACCGGGCACUGGAUAUUUUUAACACCUCCCUGGUCUUCCCUAUCUACUAUGUUUUCUUCACCACGGUGGUAGUGGCCUCCUCCAUUGUCCUCUUCAAGGAGUGGUUUACCAUGUCUGCUGUGGACAUUGUGGGUACCCUGUCUGGCUUUGUCACCAUCAUCUUGGGUGUUUUUAUGCUCCAUGCUUUCAAGGAUUUGGACAUCAACCAAAUCAGCUUGCCGCACACGCACAAAAGCACAACUCCCACCCCCGCCCCAGAGCCCACGGUCAUUAAACUAGAAGAUAAGAAUGUCCUUGUAGACAACAUAGAACUUGCCAGCACACCAUCACCGCAACAGAAGCCCAAAGUAUUUAUGAUCCACUCUUAAAGCCUGGAAAUACCUGAGUAAGAGGAGGUGCCCGAUGGUCCAGACUGACCUCUCAAGUUCAAAACCACCAGGUUACUUUCAGCACAUCUGUUGCCAAGGGCUAUCUAUUUUUGAGAUAUUCUUUUAUACCUCACUGCUGUUUCUAGAAGGAAAAAAACCCCUACCCACUAAGGUAGGGGUAGCAAGACUUCCUAGAGAUACAGCCCCGGCGACUAAAUUCACUACUUUCUGUUGGAGCCAGCAAGUCCCCAGAGACUCUUCCCUCUGGUUCCCUCGGCACCAUCUCUGUGUUGUUGGGGAAGAAGAGAGAAUCUGACCUGCUGAAUGUAGCCCAGCUCAAGAACUGCCCUCAGAUACUGGUUGUCAAAAAAUCCUUCACACCAAUUGACCUGUUGAGCUGGACUUAGCCCAAGAAUGAAAUUCGUGAAGGUCUGCAGAGCAACCUGUGUGCCCCAGCAUCCCAAGGUGCACGGCAGGUGCCAGGUAGCCUGAUGUUUCCUGGAGAUAGAAGCAAGACCCCAGCUGACCGUCUUACUGUGAAAGCCACCUGAUGUCUCAGGGAAGUUCCAACGAGUCCAUUCUCCAAGCACUCCAGCCUGGAGGUUGUAUCUUGCUGUCCAUGACCCAAGUGGCACUGUCACCCUUCCCUCUCUCUGUCUGUCCCAAGACACCAGUCACUGUCGCAUGCACACUGUAUCCUUAGAACUCAACAAGAGCAGGGAUGUCUCCUUGCCCAGCUCUGCUGGCCAACCCCGUGUUCACCUAGCCUCUCCUGGGAAUAGAACAGUAUUGUGCGGUCACUCUGGAAUUUAGCAGAAUGUGACUUCUUUGCAUCAAGGAGUGGACCAUAAUAUGACUUGGGGAGGUGGGGGAGAGUAUGAGGAACAAUGCCAAGGUUGGAAGGAUGGGGUUAUGGACUCUCUGGAAACCUGGAAGUAACUUUUGGGCUGACUCUAAGACCCAAGUGAGAACCCAGGCCAAAAAAGGCGGGGGGAAAUUCCUGAGCCAUAGCUCAUGGAAUUGGUUUUGAAUCUCAGUAACCAAGUGGGAGUGUAGGAUUGGUGUACUUUGGUGGCCCAACUGGGCCUGAGUCUAUGUCUGUUGACAAAACUAGCUGCUCACACUGGAAGUAGCCUGCCACGACUCUUCCUCCAUCACUUGCUCUGGGGACCAUCUUUGGUGACCUCAUACUUGGCGUGCACAGACAGCAGUUGAAGAGAGAACUGGGAUCCUUUUCUUCCCAGCUGCUUCCAGCUGUGAAAGGAGGGACCACAAGAAGGUGAAGUCAGAAGCCAGUGUUUGGGAAAAAGUGGGAUUUGAUCCUCAGUGCAGAUAGGGUCCUGGUCAAGCUCCCUGCCUGUUUGCCUGAUGCCCUAAGGGCGACCACACCCAUGUCAAACCCUUUCUAGCUUUGAACAAGUUCUUAGGGCAGAUCAGCACUCUGGGCCCCUGUUCCUUCCAUCUCCAAAUCCCCAGUGUUUUAAUGAAUGUGGAUUUCUGACUGUAACUGAGAUCCAAGCAACACAUUGGAUCUCGGGGAUGGCAGUCAGCUGAGGGUUCUGAGAGCCUGGGCUCUGGGGUCAAGAAUAAAGACUUCAG